AAAGCCUUGCAAAAGAGUAAGCACAGAGCUUUUAAUCCUUAUUUAUUUCAAUGCCUCAGCAGAAGGAACUGACUCAAACUUCAGGAAGUAGCUGUGAAGACAGGGUAGCAGGAAAUGACAGAAAACCUGAAUACGGAACUGAAGCAGCAGCUCAGAGUUUCUUGCUCUGAAGGGGCAGCAGCUAGAGAGGAGCCGAGUGUCUACUAGAGGAGCCGAGAGCUUAGAGCAAACGCUUGCGCGGUUGAAGAUGUGGAAGUCUGUAGUAGGUCAUGAUGUAUCUGUUUCCGUGGAGACCCAGGGUGAUGAUUGGGACACAGACCCUGACUUUGUGAAUGACAUCUCUGAGAAGGAACAACGGUGGGGAGCCAAGACCAUCGAGGGCUCUGGACGCACAGAGCACAUCAACAUUCACCAGCUGAGGAACAAAGUGUCAGAGGAGCAUAAUGUUCUCAAGAAGAAGGAGAUGGAAUCAGGGCCCAAAGCAUCCCACGGCUACGGAGGUCGGUUUGGGGUGGAAAGAGACCGAAUGGACAAGAGUGCUGUGGGCCAUGAGUAUGUUGCUGAGGUGGAGAAGCACUCUUCUCAGACUGAUGCUGCCAGAGGCUUUGGGGGCAAAUACGGAGUUGAGAAGGACAGGGCAGACAAGUCAGCUGUUGGCUUUGAUUACAAAGGAGAAGUGGAAAAACACACAUCUCAGAAAGAUUACUCUCAUGGGUUCGGUGGCCGUUAUGGGAUAGAGGAGGACAAACGGGACAAGGCAGCUCUGGGAUAUGACUACAAGGGAGAGACAGAGAAACACGAAUCCCAAAGAGAUUAUGCCAAGGGCUUUGGUGGUCAGUAUGGCAUCCAAAAGGACCGAGUGGAUAAGAGUGCUGUUGGUUUCAAUGAAAUGGAGGCCCCAACCACAGCUUAUAAGAAGACAACACCCAUAGAGGCUGCUUCCAGUGGCGCCCGUGGGCUGAAGGCAAAAUUUGAAUCCAUGGCUGAGGAAAAGAGGAAGCAGGAGGAAGAGGAGAAGGCACAACAGAUAGCCAGGCAGCAACAGGAGAGAAAGGCCUUGGUAAAGAUGAGCCAUGAGGCUAAGCCACCAGUGGCCACUAUGGAAGAGCCGGUGGUGUCAGCCCCAUUGCCCAAGAAAAUCUCCUCAGAGGCCUGGCCUCCAGCAGGGAGCUGUCUGUCAUCAGAGUGUGGGCCUGUGAGAACCAGUAGAGAACAACCAGUGCCUACCCAGCCCCCAAGGCAGAAUCCCCCAGAGGACAAUGAGGAGCCCCCAGCUCUGCCCCCCAGGACUCCAGAAGGCUUCCAGAUGGAGGAAGAGCCAGUGUAUGAAGAAGCACCUGAGCCUAAGCCCGAGCCUGAACCCGAGAAUGACUAUGAGGAUGUUGGGGAAAUGGACAGACAUGAGCCGGAUGAGGAACCAGAGGGCGACUACGAAGAUGUGCUCGAGCCUGAGGAUCCCUCUUUUUCCUCCACUCUGGCUGGAUCAUCAGGCUGCCCGGCUGGGGCUGGGGCUGGGAUCUCAGCUGUAGCCCUGUAUGAUUACCAAGGAGAGGGAAGUGAUGAGAUUUCCUUUGAUCCAGAUGACAUCAUCACUGACAUUGAGAUGGUGGACGAGGGCUGGUGGCGGGGACGUUGCCAUGGCCACUUUGGACUCUUCCCUGCAAAUUAUGUCACGCUCCUCCAGUAACUGUGGCUGUCUGUCUUCUGCACUGUGACUUCCCUUGUCCCAAGUGGCUCUGCCUCCACCCACUUUCCAUUUCUGCUGCAAGUGUCUGACAGGAUGUCAUGAGUUGCCUGAAGCUCUAGACAGACUUCCCUCUCCCUCUCCAUUAGGGUUUGGGGCAGAGACAGCAUGAGGAAGGAGGUCUCCUUCCCCUCGGUGUCCUGUCUAUCCUGGAUACCCUAGAUGAUCUCAGGGAUGUUUAUCUUGUAUCCUGCCUCCUUCCCCAUGAAUCCCCCCUCUAACACCCACCCUCCCGCUCUACCUUCCUUUGUUUGUGAACUCUGAGCUUCCUGGUUUGCUUACCUGGGAAGGUAUGUUUAUAUUUCCUGGUUGUGCUGUUUGCUUACUUUCCUUCUCUGCAGAAAUAUCUCUGAAUCUUCUCUCUGCUCAGUCCUAAAGUGGAAAUAAAGUGGGACCAUGGCUCACCUCUAUUCUGAGGUAAAUAGUACUUUUUAUGCAGCCCUCAAUGGUCCUGACUCUCAUGGCUCCAAUUCUCCUUCCAUCUUUCAGGGAUAUCCAGAAAACUCUCUCCUCCACUGCCCAUCACUCUGCACCCUGGGUGUCAAGGGCUGUGCCCUUUCCUUAGACUCUACUGAUACCCAGUCCAAAACUAGAUGGGCCUGGGGAAUGGCAGUAAGGUAGGGGAACAGGGGCCAGGAAGGGUCCACGAUAAGACAGUUCAACUUCUGCUGGCUUCAGCAGUUGUGAGAGGCCAGCCACUUUCUGCCUGGGAGUAAUGACUACACUCUUUUAGUGCAUAAUGAUUCUUGAGGCAAAAGCACAAAUUAGGGGAAAGAAAGGAGGAAAAGAUUUAGCCAAGAAAAAAAGACAAAAACUAAAGAAACAAUGAGGUGUUAAGAGGAUUUAGAGUGACAGUGGCCUCUACUAGAGAAAGUCUAGGCUUCCUUGUAGCUGGAUGAAUGAAAUUGAUGGUCAUGUAAGAAGGUAGAUUGAGGAAGCUCAUAAAGUUUCUGUGUGGUCCAGAGCUGAGGCUGCUGAUAGGAGAAGAAGUGAGGACCUUUGGAUGGCCAGUGAUAGGCAAAAAGCAAAUCACCAAGCAAAGUAUGGGGAUGAGGGAGAAUGAAAGGCCAGGACAUGGUGAGUUUAUUCUAACCCCAGGCCACUGGGCUUGGCAAGGUCCAGAAUAGGAGAUCCUAGGCAAAACCAAAAUCAAAUCGAAAUGAAAGUCAGGGAUUUGGUAUAGGGGAUCUUUGGUUGGUAGAAAAUAGAAGUCUGUGCUAUAACUGGUAUCUGAAGUUGGGUUCGGCUUUCAAAGAUGGAGAAGACAGUGGGAUCAAGGAAGAGCUAGGAUUGGUGUCUGAGACCCAUAGUUGCUGCAGGACUUUAUAAAAGUUCAUUGGUGAGCUGUGCAUGUGCUUAGAGCACUGCAUCCCUCAGGCUCAUUCCUUGGCUUUUCUUCAAGACACACACUCCUUUGUUUCCACAGCGACCUCUAUGCCAGUGAGUCACACAUCUGUCUCUACACCUCACUUAUAAGAUUCACCCAGUUAGACUUUCAGAGUGAAAAGCAGCUUUUAUUUCUGCCUAUAGAGACAUUGGGGUUUCCAGUGUAUAGAGGUAAGUCACACUAGAUAUACACAAUCUCA
Eubalaena glacialis (North Atlantic right whale) is the source of this 3330-nucleotide messenger RNA. It is a transcript of the gene HCLS1, whose product is annotated as hematopoietic cell-specific Lyn substrate 1. The transcript has 14 exons. Gene Ontology annotation, biological process: regulation of actin filament polymerization. The record is from RefSeq and is a predicted model, not a curated record. Bases 248 to 1687 code for a protein of 479 amino acids. Lineage: Eukaryota; Metazoa; Chordata; Mammalia; Artiodactyla; Balaenidae. Gene Ontology annotation, cellular component: cortical actin cytoskeleton; actin filament; plasma membrane. Gene Ontology annotation, molecular function: actin filament binding.